UGUCCACGUAUAGUUGUUUUGUUGUAUAUAAAGUGACCUACAUUGGUGUGCAUCCGUGAGGUAUGACCGGGGUAGCGGAUUGUUACGGAGAUAAUAGUCUCAACCAGGUCCUCUUACUGGUCACUUCUCAUGCAGAACGCGUCGCCAAAGGAAUACGACACGGGUGUGCUGCGUAGUCUACUACACGUCAUCAACUCCAGUAACCAAAUGUCUGCUUUAUUAGAAAGGACUGGGGAUUAGUGUGCUUUCUCUCGCAUUUGAUGUCGUCGGACUGGCUUGGGUUUUACUGGUGGAUAGUACAGUGUUUGUUUGUUCUCUUUCCAGCGGACAGAGGAGGAGAAAACAACGUGCUCUGAAUGCUGAGCACACUAAAACUAACAUUCUAUCUGUUCUGACCGCAGAGGCAGACAACGGACUAUUUCAGAGAUAGUUACUUAUUUUCGGUGGGUAAAACACCUUUAGGUUACCACAGAGAAAUUGUUUUCUUUUAUUGCUUUAUUUUGUUUUUUUUUUCCGCGUGUUUUCUCUCUUGAGCUCUUUUGCCGUAGUUGGGGAGGGCUAUAGUGGGCUACUGCUGAGAAAGGAAAAUAAAUUCAAACUGUCAGUACCAAAGCUUGGGUCUCCGUCUUUUGAAAUGCAGUAGUGCUUCGUCCAGAGUUAUUAUGGCUUCGCUCUAUCAGAGAUUUACGGGGAAGAUCAACACUAACAAAUCUUUUCCGCACCCACCUGAGGCCAGCCACCUUUUGGGCGGACAAGUCGUCGACGAAGAAAAAGCUGGGAAGAACCCUGAAACCGCAACAGACGAUCGUCUCCGUGUCCAGUACCGAAAGAGAAAUGUCUGCGAAGACGAGGACGAGCUGGUGGGGAGCAAUGCGCCUCAGAGGAACUGGAAGGGGAUCGCCAUCGCCUUGCUGGUCAUCCUCUUCAUCUGUUCGCUCAUCGUCACCUCGGUCAUCCUGCUGACCCCGAAUGUGGAUGACAGCCUGGCGCUGAAGAAGAAGAUAACCGUGGACCACGUCUUCAGCAAAGACCUUGAAAUCCACGAUUCCGAGGCCACGUGGCUUACCGACAAUGAGGUGCUGUACCGCACGCGAUCUGGGGACCUGGUCAAACUCAACGUGGAGACCAACAGGACAGAUGUGUUGGUGGAGAGCAGCAUGUUUAAGAGACAUUCAGCAAGCCAGUACCAGGUGUCCCCUGACCUGACAUAUGUGUUGUUGGCCUUAAACAUUGAGCCUAUCUAUCGGCACUCCCACAAGGCUGACUACAUCAUCUGUAGCCUGUCAACCCCAGACGUCCAUCCCCUGAACCCAUCAGAAGUGCACAACAGCAAACUGCAGUAUGCAGGGUGGGGUCCCAAGGACCAGCAGCUGAUUUUCAUCUUUGAGAACAACAUUUACUAUCGAGCAGCGGUGAAUGACAGAACCAUCCGCUUGGUGUCCACUGGGGAGGAGGGUGUUGUGUUCAACGGUCUGAGCGACUGGCUGUAUGAAGAGGAGGUCUUCCAGACUCACAUUGCCCACUGGUGGUCUCCUGAUGGACACAGGCUGGCGUAUGCCACCAUCAACGACACACUGGUGCCCAAGAUGGAGAUACCCAUGUUCACAGGCAAUCCAUACCCUGUGUCACUGGAAUAUCGCUACCCCAAGGCUGGGGAGGAGAACCCCACCGUCCAGCUGUUCGUGGUCAGUCUGAACGGGCCCCCUCACACUGUGGAGAUGAAGAAGCCGGAGGACCCCCGCAUCGGAGGUGAGUACUACAUCACCAUGGUGAGGUGGGCAACAAGUACCAAGCUAGCAGUCAACUGGCUGAACAGAGCCCAGAACAACUCCAUCCUCACCCUGUGUGAAGCCACCACAGGGAUCUGCACCAAGAAACACGAGGACGAGAGCAUGAGCUGGCUGCAUCGACAGAACGAAGCGCCGCUGUUUUCUGAAGAUGGCCUCAAGUUCUUCUUUACCAGAGCGCAAGGGGGUGGAGGCAACUUUUUCCACAUCACCAUGUCAUCUUCUCAGCCCAACAGCAGCAUAGACACCCUGCAGUCGGUGACGUCGGGGAACUGGGACGUCACUCAGAUUCUGGCCUACAGCAAGGACAGACAGCUCAUAUACUUCCUGCGCACUGAGGAGGAUGAUCCAAGUCGAAGACACCUAUACAGUGCAGACACGUUUGCACCUUUCAACCGCCGCUGCCUGUCCUGUGAUCUGAAGUGUGGCUACGUGAGUGGCUCCUUCAGCCCGGAUACCCAGUACUUCUUGCUCAACUGCAAAGGUCCUGGGGUGCCCUACACGGCGGUGUACAGCGUGAGAGAUGGACAGUUUCAGAGGUUGCUUGACGUGGAGACCAACGAGGCUUUGAACAGCACGGUCAACGAUAUGCAGAUGCCCAAACUGGAAUACAAGAACAUCACAAUAGACGGUCACACCCUUCCUGUGCAGAUCCUGAAGCCAGCUACGUUUAUAGACACCGCACUCUAUCCUUUACUGCUGGUUGUCAGCGACGGCACACCCGGGAGUCAGCAGGUGUCGGAGCAGUUCCAUGUGGACUGGACCUCGGUGCUGGUCAGCAGCUUCAACACCAUCAUCAUGCGCUUCGAUGGGCGAGGCAGCGGCUUCCGCGGCACCGACUUCCUGCACACGGUGCAGCGUCGGCUGGGCGCCCUGGAGAAGAGUGACCAGCUGGAGGCCCUCAGCAUCAUUGCUAAAGAGAGCUACAUUGACAAGAGCCGGAUGGGAGUGUAUGGACAGGUGUACGGAGGGUUCGUGGCCAGCUUGCUGCUGAGCUCCGAGUUGUCAGAGCUGAAGUGUGGAGCGGCUGUCUCACCCAUCACCGACUUCAACUUAUACGCCUCCGCGUUCACCGAGAGGUACCUGGGCCUGAAGAAGACUAACCCACGGGCAUACGAGAUGGCCAAUUUAGAACACAGAACAGAGACGUUUCAGGAUAAGAAGUACCUGCUUGUUCAUCCGACAGCAGACGAGAAGGUCCAUUUCCAGCACACGGCAAAAUUCAUCACCCAGUUAGUGGAGCGGCAGGCUAAUUACACCCUCCAGAUCUAUCCUGACGAGGGCCACUAUCUGCACAGCCCCAGCUUCAAGCAGCAUCUGAGCCAGUCGCUGGUCAACUUCUUUGAGGAGUGUUUCCGGCCGCCAGAAAUCCUGACCGAGGAGGACCUGGAACAGGACAUCGAGGACGACGUCUAAAAGAAGGACCUCCCCUGUCACCCCCCCCACCCCCAUCUCCCCUCCAACAGCACACCCCCAA
Molecule: messenger RNA, 3264 nt
Organism: Alosa sapidissima (American shad)
Lineage: Eukaryota; Metazoa; Chordata; Actinopteri; Clupeiformes; Clupeidae
Product: dipeptidyl aminopeptidase-like protein 6
Exons: 26
Coding region: 663-3203 (846 amino acids)
Biological process (GO): proteolysis
Molecular function (GO): serine-type peptidase activity; dipeptidyl-peptidase activity
Source: RefSeq, a predicted model, not a curated record